CCUAGCUAGCAAUGAUAGCGAGACAGAUAAAAGCCAAAUACGUAUUCCCUCGGGAGGCAGUGAGAGAAAGAGAGCAUUCGUGAGAUUGCUGAAUUCAAGAAGACAAAAGCCAUAUCGUCUGUCAAUAUUCCUCCUUUUCAUUGCGUUUUUAGCCUCCAGAAGAUUGGGUUCUUAUCCAAUCGCCACCUUUGUUGAUACCCACAUCUCUAUUUUAGCAAUAAUUACUAUGUUGUGCUUGCUCAGGGAUCAUGUGCAAAGCAGCUGACUAGCAAUGUCAGCAUCUUUUCCAGUUCUUCCUACCCCUCUCGAAGAGAAAUACCCUAAAUUACCUGAUUCUUUUCAAGUUUCUUCAGAAAGAGAACUGACAAAAGGUCCAGUAUCCCAACAGGCAUCUUCACUGGGUCCUAAUAUUGGGACAACUGGGCACUUGUCUUCAUCAUCUUUGAGAUUUCUCAAUCAAGUUCAUUCUUCUUUCUCUUCACCACGCAGAGUGCAGUCUCAGAAUUAUCCAUUCAUUGCUAAGUCAUCAAGUGACGGAGGACCUUUGUUAGGGGCACCAACCGGUUCUUCCCAUUCAGACGUGCAACCCACAGCACUAAUGACUGAUCCUGAAGAAAAUAACAAUAUGUCCUGGUCUAUAGAUCCUCUUCAUGACUUGCUUGAUUUUCCAGAAAAUAUCCCUGUCCAGAAUGGGCAAGUGGAAAGUAAUAUUGGUGUAAUUUCAUCUGAGGACAUUUCUAAGAAGGCAGAUUGGCAGGAUUGGGCAGAUCAGUUGAUCUCUGUUGAUGAUGAUCUGGAACCAAAUUGGAGUGAAAUUCUUAAUGAUGCUAAUGCUACAGAUGCCAAACAAAAGGUGCUGAAAUCACCUUCUGGAAUCUCAGUGCAACCCCAAAUACAUCAGCAUCAAGUGGUAUCCAGUGGAGAAACAUAUACUGCUGCUAACCCAACAUCUGCUGCACCUGCAGCAAAAACCCGGAUGCGUUGGACACCUGAACUUCAUGAUGCUUUUGUAGAAGCUGUCAACAAGCUUGGUGGUAGUGAACGAGCUACUCCAAAGGGUGUCUUAAAGCUCAUGAAUGUUGAGGGCUUGACCAUCUACCAUGUUAAAAGCCACUUGCAGAAGUACAGAACGGCAAGAUAUAAACCAGAGUCAUCUGAAGGAUCUUCAGAGAAAAAGUUGAAUCCUAUUGAUGAAAUGAAAUCUCUUGACUUGAAAACGAGCAUGGGGAUCACUGAAGCAUUGCGAUUGCAAAUGGAGGUUCAGAAGCGACUCCAUGAACAGCUUGAGAUUCAGAGAAAUUUACAAUUGAGAAUUGAGGAACAAGGGAGGUAUCUUCAAAUGAUGUUUGAAAAACAAAGAAAGAUGGAGGAAGAAAAAUCCAAGGAUUCUUCCUCUUCCCCUGUGGAUGACCCUUCUCUGCCACAGUCAAAUUUAGUGCAACAACCUGGAAAUAAUAAAUCAGAAGUCUCUCAGCAGGAUAAUGCCAAAACAGGGUUUGAUGGAAACGAUGCUGGCUCUGCACUGGAAGAAAGUUUCCAAAGUGUAAGCAAAAAGCAAAAGGUCCAGGAAAACAAAACUUGUAAGGGUUUUGACCCAGAAGACAAUGAGUGUAGUCCAGCAUCUGCAAAGCGACCGAGAACGGAUGAAACAGAGUUGUAAUCAAGUGGCUGCUUUUUAUACCCCUUGAAAUUUUGUUGGACCUGAUCAUGAUGUAGCGAGCUAGAAAUAGAUAAUAGGGCUGUGUGCCUUAUGAUGAAGCGUAAUUAUUGGGAACAGGGGAAUAUUGGCACUCAGGAGCUCUUUUUCUUGCUGUCUAGCUAAGAAUCAACGGAUCCAAAGGAAUUUUUUGACUCGACCUUUCCUAUUUUCCAGGAUUGAACUUACAUUAGGAAACUGAUAUUACUGUACAUGCUUGUGCAAUGUUGAUUAUUAGAAGAAAAUAAAUUGCAAAUUCAAUCAAAUAAUAUGCUUCAAGUGAGAAAUUAA
This is a messenger RNA of Jatropha curcas, 1987 nucleotides long. RefSeq names its product Homeodomain-like superfamily protein. Gene Ontology annotation, molecular function: DNA-binding transcription factor activity; DNA binding. The record is from RefSeq and is a predicted model, not a curated record. NCBI's taxonomy places the organism in Eukaryota, Viridiplantae, Streptophyta, Magnoliopsida, Malpighiales, Euphorbiaceae.